This is a messenger RNA of Eruca vesicaria subsp. sativa (arugula), 456 nucleotides long. The record is from the annotation of a GenBank genome assembly. NCBI's taxonomy places the organism in Eukaryota, Viridiplantae, Streptophyta, Magnoliopsida, Brassicales, Brassicaceae.
CCUUUCUCACAACUUUCAAAAGCUCUGAGAUCUCAAAUUCGACGCCGUUGGUUAUCUAUCUCCCUCGCAUAAUCUUAAGCUGAGUAAAUGGAUAAGCAGACAGCUGAAACAGCGAGGGACUCGUUGGAGCUUGUGUUUCGAAUGUCCAACAUCUUGGAAACUGGUCUCGAUCGACAUACCUUGUCCAUUUUGAUUGCUCUUUGCGAUCUUGGUCUUAACCCUGAGGCUUUAGCUGCUGUUGUCAAGGAGAUUCGACAGGAAUCUGGUACCAGCCAAGACCAAGGAACAUAGAUUAAUUUGAAUCAUUUUGUUUCACUAUGCUUUUCUGUAAGAUUUUUGAAAAAAAAAAACUGUGCUUUAAUGUUCUGUCAUUUAAUUUAUCCAAUUUCGCUAAAAAGGUGAAUCCUCUGAAGAAGAUCACACACUUUCCUUGGAAAUUUAAAGUCUGUGUUCAGC